Chanos chanos (milkfish) is the source of this 1727-nucleotide messenger RNA. RefSeq names its product solute carrier family 25 member 25b (gene slc25a25b). Lineage: Eukaryota; Metazoa; Chordata; Actinopteri; Gonorynchiformes; Chanidae. The coding region runs from base 1 to 1647 and encodes 548 amino acids. Gene Ontology annotation, cellular component: mitochondrial inner membrane. The transcript is spliced from 11 exons. Gene Ontology annotation, biological process: transmembrane transport. The record is from RefSeq and is a predicted model, not a curated record. Gene Ontology annotation, molecular function: calcium ion binding.
AUGAUGCAUCAACAAGGGUCGUUUGUCUCGCCGUUGUUGAGUGGGGUUUUCUGCCAGUGUCGAUCUGAUGAGGCUUAUCUGGGCGCGGACCCGGGAGGUAGUGGCACUGGGACGCGUAGCGGGAAGGGAUCCCCUCCAGCGCCUUCAGCCUCAUAUGGAAGUUACUCGAAGUUGGAACAUGGGGAUGAACCAUGUGAAUCAGCCCAUCUCUGCGAGGUCUGCGGUGGACCCGAACAAGAACACCGACUCAAAGUGCUAUUUCAGAUAUUGGAUGUGAACCGGGACGGCGGCAUCUGUGUCAACGACCUAACCAUCGGUCUGAAAAAACUUGGUGUCCAUCGAACCGAGCAUGAACUCAUGAAAAUCGUGAAAGCAGGAGAUAAGGAUCUUGAUGGGCAGCUGGACUUUGAGGAAUUUGUUCAUUAUUUACGCGACCAUGAAAAGAAACUGAGGCUUGUCUUCAAGAGCUUGGACAAGAAGAAUGAUGGUCGGAUAGACUCACAAGAGAUCAUGCAGUCUCUCCGAGAUUUGGGGGUUCACAUUUCAGAGCAGCAGGCUGAGAAAAUCCUCAAGAGAAUAAGGAAGGGUUAUGUUUGGGCCCCUAUAAUUUAUAUGGAUAAGAACGGUACAAUGACCAUUGACUGGAACGAAUGGCGAGACUACCACUUGCUCCACCCUGCAGACAACAUUCCUGAAAUCAUUCUUUACUGGAAACACUCCACGAUCUUUGAUGUGGGUGAGAGUAUGAUUGUGCCAGAUGAGUUCACAGCAGAGGAGAAAAAGAGUGGCAUGCUUUGGCGCCAUCUAGUGGCUGGAGGAGGAGCUGGUGCUGUGUCCCGUACCUGUACUGCUCCACUGGACAGACUCAAAGUUCUCAUGCAGGUUCAUUCUUCCCGUAGUAACACAAUGAACAUCGUGGGUGGGUUCACUCAAAUGAUCAGAGAGGGAGGCAUGCGGUCGCUAUGGCGAGGGAACGGCAUCAACGUUCUUAAGAUUGCACCCGAGUCUGCCAUCAAAUUUAUGGCCUACGAACAGAUUAAACGUCUGAUUGGCAGUAAGCAGGAGACUCUAGGAAUUUUCGAGAGGUUGGUGGCAGGGUCUCUAGCUGGAGCCAUUGCUCAGAGCAGCAUCUAUCCUAUGGAGGUUCUGAAGACUCGAUUGGCCCUGAGGAAGACGGGUCAGUACUCUGGGAUCGUGGACUGUGCCAAGCAUGUGUUUCAGAAAGAGGGAGUAGCAGCGUUCUAUAAGGGCUACAUUCCCAACAUGCUUGGUAUCAUACCAUACGCCGGCAUAGACCUGGCUGUUUAUGAGACACUAAAGAAUUCCUGGCUGCAGCGCUGUGCCACUGAUAGUGCUGAUCCCGGCGUGUUUGUGCUGCUGGCAUGUGGCACCAUUUCCAGCACGUGUGGUCAGUUGGCCAGUUACCCUUUGGCACUGGUUAGGACAAGAAUGCAAGCACAGGCCUCUGUGGAGGGUUCUCCUCAGAUGACUAUGACUGGUUUGUUUAAACACAUCGUGCAGACAGAGGGAGCGACAGGGCUGUAUCGCGGUCUGGCCCCUAACUUCAUGAAGGUGGUCCCAGCCGUCAGCAUCAGUUACGUAGUGUACGAGAACCUCAAACUAACACUGGGGGUCCAGUCACGGUGAGCAGCCAACGCUGUAGGGUUUUGUUUUUGUUUUGUUUUUUUCUUUUCAUUUACUGAUUAGAUAUAACCAAGGUGAGAAAA